UGCUCUUCUCUAUGAGUGUUGAAGAUCCAUCCUCCUCUGCCAGUCUCAAAAGAUGGCCAUGAUCUUAGAAGCCUUUGUGGGAAAAUUGUUUGACAAUCUUUCAGAAUUUAUCUGGGGAGAUAUUUCCAUUAUGCGAGAUGUGCAGGACGAGCUCAAGCAGUUUCAAAGAAGAAUAGAGAGGCUAAGCGGAUAUCUUGAAUCAACAGAGCAGAAGAGGCAUGAUGACCGGACUAUCAAUAACUGGGUGGUGGAGUUGAAAGAUGUCAUGUAUGAUGCGGAGGAUAUCAUCGAGCGUUGUAUGAUCGAGGGCAGAAUAUUGUUGGAAAAUCAUCCCUCCACAUUAGCGGUACGCGACACCUCAUCUUCAUUUUAUUCCCCUGGCUUCCUCAAGUUCAAGCAUGAAAUUGGUAAAAAAAUUAAAGAACUUAAUGAUAGGCUAAAAGAGAUUAACAAGGAUAGAUCAAAAUCUGCACUAAAAUACUCUAGGCAAAGUGCUCUAGAGGGUAGAGUAAAUACCCGUCAAACUUUUCCCAGUGUGAUUAAGUCUGAUAUUGUAGGGGCAAAAAUUCAGGAGGCUACCCAAAGUCUCGUGGAGUUAUUAAUUAAGGAGGAUAAUAAAAAAUACCGAGUUUUGGGAAUUGUUGGGAUGGGCGGAAUAGGCAAAACCACUCUUGCUUCUAGCAUUUACAAUGAUGAAAGGAUAAAAAAGAACUUUUCUAUACAUGUAUGGGCAUGUGUUUCCAAGGAAUUUUCAGAAAUAAAAUUGCUGAAAGAUAUAAUUAGGGGUGCGGGUGGAGAAUAUAAGGAGGAUGAAACUAAGGCGGAGCUCGUACCCCGUCUUUCCUCUAUACUUUCAAAAAGAUUCUUCAUUAUAUUAGAUGAUAUAUGGAGGACAGAAUUAUGGGAGGAUUUGCUUAGAAUAGCUUUGGAAAAUGCAACAGCUAAUGGCAAGAUUGUGAUUACCACUCGGUGUAUAAACGUGGCUAAACAUAUGAGAGCAGAGAUCCACCAUGUUGAUAAAAUGGAUGAUGACAGUGGCUGCGAAUUGCUCCGUAAGAAAGUCUUUGGAGAUGAUGAGGAGGAGGAGGGGGAGAUCUCUAGCUUAAGAGAAAUCGGUGUUAAAAUUGUUGAAAAGUGCGACGGUCUUCCUCUUGCAAUCAAGGCCAUUGCUGGGGUUUUAAGGUCGAAGAAGAAAAGCACCAUGGGAUGGAAUAUGGUUCUCGAAAGUGAUGCUUGGUCUAUGAGUCGACUUGAAGAAGAACUCCCAGGAGCUCUAUUUUUAAGCUACGAAGAUUUACCCUCUGAUUUCAAACAGUGUUUUCUUUAUUGCUCGUUGUUUCCUGAGGAUUAUCCCAUGAAUCGCGAUGAGCUUAUUCGUUAUUGGGUGGCUGAAGGAUUUGUAAGAAGAACACAGAGAGAUACGAUUAUGGAAGAUUUAGCAAAGGAUUUCUGUAGGGAGUUAAUCGGGAGGAACCUUUUACAGCCAUGUGAUGAGUUUGGUCACUUGAGUGACGUAGCUGGCAAUUACUGCAAGAUGCAUGAUCUGCUACGUUCCCUUGCUCAUUCUUUGAUACGUGAUGAGAGCAUUUUUCUUGGUGAUCAUGAGCAAUCACCUAACACAAAUCCUCUGAGUAAACUACGUCGUUUGUCAAUGGUUAACACAGGGGAGAGACUAGAAGUUCCUGAUGCAAUAAAACAGCAAAAAUGCCUAAGAACUCUUCUUGUUUGGAAUAGUUAUGAGACAAAGAUGGUCGAGAAUGAAGUUUUUAAAAAAUUGAGGUUUCUGCGAGUCAUGGACCUAAGCAGCACGAGACUCGAGAGCCUCCCAGACUCCGUAGGAGACCUUUUGCAUCUGAGAUAUUUAAAUCUUCGUUGGUCGAGAAUCAAGGAGUUGCCAGAGUCCAUCGGAUGCCUUGUAAACCUACAGCUAUUGAACUUGGUAUCUUGUAGAUCCUUGCAUACUCUUCCUAAGGCCAUCACAAAAUUGUACAAUCUCAGAUGCCUUCGUCUUGAAGGAACAUCAUUAACUCAUGUGCCAAAGGGAAUAGGCAAAUUAAAACAUCUGAACCAUCUUGAAGGAUUUGUGAUCGGGCAUGAUGUUAGAAGAGAUGAUGAGGGGUGUGAUUUGAAGGAGCUGCAAUCUCUCUCCCAGCUGAGAUUCCUGGAGAUAAACAGAUUGGAGAGGACACAACCAGCGGGAGCUCCGGUAUUCGCAAACAGCCGCUUUCUGAAGACACUGAUUUUGAAUUGCAAAGAACAGGAAGAUGACGCAGAAGCAACCGCAAUCCAGAAAAUUGACACCAUUUACACUGACCUGUCUCCUCAAUCCACCCACCUACACAGACUUGAGAUCAAUUACUUCUUUGGUACUAGGUUUCCCAGCUGGAUGAUGUCAACUUCCUUGCAUGUCUCUUUUCCUAACCUGACGGAAAUAACACUUUCUGUUUGUAAAUCAUGUCUGCAACUUCCUCCACUGGGCCUGUUGCCCCACCUGAAAUCCCUUUACAUUUAUGAAGCAGAAGCUAUCAAAACCAUCGGACCUGAAUUUCUUGGCCCCCGUGCGUCAUCAGCAGCAACUUCAUUUCCCAAGCUUGAAGUGCUGUGGUUUUGGUGGAUGUCCAACUGGGAAGAAUGGUCGUUUGGUAUGGUGGAGGGGGUUGGUGAAGAAAGAAGAAGAGCCCCCAAGUUGCUGCCUCGUCUAAUGAGGUUGACACUUUAUACUUGUCCCAAGCUGAGAGCUCUUCCAGAAGGCCUACAGCAUGCCACCAAUUUACAGGAAUUGACUAUCUGUAGAGCCGACAACCUAAAAGAAAUCAACAACCUUCCCUCAUUGAAAUAUCUGAAAAUAGGCGAUUGUCCGAGGUUGGAGCAGGUGGAGAAUCUUGAUAAGUUGCAAGUUCUGAUAGUAAUAUUAUCUCGUUCCACAGAGACAUCCACCACCGAUGCUGAUGGACGGACAGAGCACCUCCCACAGUGGUUAUUGGAGCUACUCCAAAAUGCUCCGACUGCUAUGCAGAAUCUUAAAAAAUUUAAAGUAAGAUGCAGCUUACCACUCCUUAAGACCUUCCUCAAGGACGGCCCCAACUGGCCCAUCAUUCAGCUGAUCCCCCAGGUCGAGAUGGAAGACUUUGUGCAGCUAAACCGCAGCUCAUUAUAUAUUCGGUAUGCCAAGGACCCUCCCUCUUUCGAAACCAACGUGGUGGAAUCAGAAGAAUCAAUGGACCGAUAAAGCAAGGGGUCCACAUGCAAGCAUCCUCUUUUCAUUGAGAUACCAGGAGGAUCACCGGCUACUCAGGAUUUUUCUUAUCUUUCGCUUGAUGCUUUUUCCCCCUCCUUUCAUGGUUCCGUUGUUUGAUUUAAAUCUUUCUGUUUGAUUUUAUUUUGCCUUCUGUAAUUUCUAUUUCCUGGAGUUCUGAUACAUUUGUAAUUUUCCUUUUCCUGUUGUUUUGAUGACAUUAUCAUUUGCUGGUGUGUAACUUUUAGAAAUUUGUAUGCAAUAAAUCAGUAGUUUUUCUCCCA
Messenger RNA from Elaeis guineensis (African oil palm), 3519 nucleotides. RefSeq names its product putative disease resistance protein RGA4. The record is from RefSeq and is a predicted model, not a curated record. NCBI's taxonomy places the organism in Eukaryota, Viridiplantae, Streptophyta, Magnoliopsida, Arecales, Arecaceae. Gene Ontology annotation, biological process: defense response to other organism. Gene Ontology annotation, molecular function: ADP binding.